Molecule: messenger RNA, 2809 nt
Organism: Engraulis encrasicolus (European anchovy)
Lineage: Eukaryota; Metazoa; Chordata; Actinopteri; Clupeiformes; Engraulidae
Exons: 10
Coding region: 43-1368 (441 amino acids)
Source: RefSeq, a predicted model, not a curated record
CACACUUUGAUAGCAGUAAUUUUUGAAGAUGCGAGAGUUACAAUGACAUUUCCACUAUAUAUUGUAGACCACUGGGACCGUCCAGAACUUAUGGACUUUGUGGCUAAUCAUUUUGAAGAACUCUUCAAUUUUGACUUGGGAGGGAUCCAAGUUCCCCAACCCCUGGAGGAGUUUUCAAUCCCUGAGCUAUUUGAUAUCAGAACAUGUUUCGUCAGCCAAAUGACUCGGCCGGAGAUGAAUUGGGCGACAGAGAAGAUCGUGCGCUGUGUGGCCUUCAUGACCACAAACGUCAUUGUGCCAGCUCUAACCAUAUGCAACAGCAUCGAGGGGACCUUUACCCCGGGGGGCAGGGGGUGGACUACUGCCAUCGUCCCACAAUGUCUUCCAGAGCAGCUGGACCAUCUUACGGCCGGUGACAUCUGUCUGUCAGAAAUGCCCGAGGAGAUACCCUACCGUCGGAACCUGCGCUGCAGGACAAUGCCACCCAUCCAGAAUGGCCACGGGAUCACGGUCGAGGGUGCCCGCUCCCUGGCCAGGGCACUGGUGCAGAGCCUGGCUCCUGGACAGACCCUGUGGAAGAGGGACUCCUAUCAAGGCACCUCAGACCUGUUUGCGGCCCUCGUCAAGCAGAGAAAGCACCCUACGGCGAUUUGGCUCACGCAGUCCGUCAUUGCGGAGUACGCUGGCCGGCUGUGCCAACUCCGAAGGAAGCUUGCACAGGCAGAGGAGGAGGUCAAGGACACCACUGAUGUCGCUGCUGCGUCCCCACCCCUUGGCUUCCAGAGGUUUGCGGUGCUCUUCAUCAGCCACUUUGCAAUGGAGGCCAGCCGUAUCCUCCUGGAGUGCCUGGCCAACGCCCCAAGGGCAGUUUGGUUGCAGGUGAUGUGGCCUGCCUCACCAGCAGAAAUGCUGUUCUACCCUCAGAUGUUUGAGCCAGACAGGGAGUUGAAGAUAAACUUAGUGCUGGAGCAGAUCUAUAAGAGAGUGAGCGACUUCACUGCCCUGGCCUUAGAGCAGACGGACAACGAGAGAGUUCUCCGCGUUCUACCGUUCCUCGGAGUGGACAAUGAGGACACCGCCCCUGAGGUGGCCGAGGACGUGCCUGUCAGCAGUGCCGUGCCUCAGAUGCAGGUCUCCCAGGCCCAGACUUCUGGUGCUGACAGUCAGCUCUCAGGAAAUAGCAGGAGACGCAGAUUCUCAUUCCGUGCCUUCUUCCACCGAAAUAAUAGAGUUAUGAAUGCUCUGGUGCCUUGCCCAGCAGUGAUGGAGGAGCAUAACAGUGACAGCAGGAGGAGGCCAUCACUGAGGUCCAGAGUGACCUCUGCCCUGAAGAAGCUCUGCUGCUGCUGCUGCAGGGCUGAGGAGUGACCCCUAGUGGCAGGGGAGGGGACGGGUGUGGAGAUGGGAGAGGAGCGUGGUGGCCAAGCAGAAGAGCAGAAAAGGAGUAGAGGGGGGUCAUCACUGGAACGGCCCCAGCUUAUCUGAGGGACACAAGGCCGUAUAUUGCCAUACAGUGCCACCAGUUAGUAUUGGCACCCUUGAAGCUUACGCACCUUAUGAGACAUAUCUCCAGACAACAAAUAAUAAGGUCAACCAUGACUUUUCUAUAGAUAGCUUGUGGUUGAUACUAAAUGUAAAAAUGAUCAACAGCAAGGAAUACUAUGAGGGAGAAAAAUUGAAGAAGCUAAAGCUCCUGGAACCACUGGUAUUGGCACCCUUUACUGGAUACCAUUGUGGAAACCUAAUUUGACUCACAUAUGGUAGAUAAUAAAUGGGAAUCACCUAUGACCAAUUGCUUUUGCCCAUAGGAUAUGAAUAAGGCAAGGAGUUUUUUAUAUUUGUGUUUUAAAUAGCCACCUGUUACAUCUUGUGCGUCUUUGACAAAUGUGAAGACAGAUGGGCUGCCUGAGGACACCAGAAAUACUAUUUUUUGCAACAACAAGACCUCCAAAUAAUAAAAGGUCAUCUCAAAAGACCCUAGUAUGCCAUUUCCAACACUGUGUUGUGUUAUUCAGAUAUUUGCCAAACAGGGAGCUGUAAAGAACAUCCUUGGAUGUGGGGUUAAGGGAAGAAAUGAUGAUAGUAGUCUGUAUAAGUCGGUGCAAAUAAUGACAAAACACAGGGUCUAACAUCUAAAGACCUGAAGGUCAACUUUGAACUGUUUUGGGAAGUUUUUUCCAAUAAGCAUCACAAGUUAAACACUACACAAAGUUUUGUUUUUUGGUUGGAGGCAAAGACAGACCACAUUGCUUCAUGAAAGUCAUAAAGGAACACCUGAAGUCUGUAUAAGAGAAUACAGGGAAAGCACAGCCCUUUUAUGAAUGUUUUAAGGUCAGAUGAAGCAAUAGUACAGCUUUUCAGUGAUGCACACAAACAGCAUGUUUGCAUAUUCUGCAAGAAAGUCUUUAAGGAAAAGGACACCCUACCAAAAAUCAAGCAUGAUGUCAGAUCUAUAAUAUUAUGUCACCCCAUUGAUGCAUUAGGUAUUGGAGGCUUUGACCAUAUCACGGGUAUCAUGACAGGCAUCACAGGUAUCAUCAUUUACAGGAAAAUGUGUAACCAUGUCCAAGAACACUUGGUUUGAGGUGAAGAUCAUGUUCAGCAAGACAAAAACCCAAAGCACACAUCCAAAUGCACACAUCCAAAUGCCACUAGGGAAGUGCAAGAAGCUCGUAGACGAAUACCAAAACCUUUGGAGGCUGCUUUUGCUGUCUAAUGGUGUGAGACCAAUCUGUUAAGGAGGGGUGCCAAUAUUCAUGGACAUGCCCUUUUUCAUGUUUUUGCUUGAAAUUCCAAAAUUCAUUUGGAA